This is a messenger RNA of Paramacrobiotus metropolitanus, 2263 nucleotides long. RefSeq lists its product as uncharacterized. Bases 6 to 1940 code for a protein of 644 amino acids. Gene Ontology annotation, biological process: cGMP biosynthetic process; intracellular signal transduction; receptor guanylyl cyclase signaling pathway. The transcript is spliced from 14 exons. Gene Ontology annotation, molecular function: peptide receptor activity; guanylate cyclase activity. The record is from RefSeq and is a predicted model, not a curated record. Lineage: Eukaryota; Metazoa; Tardigrada; Eutardigrada; Parachela; Macrobiotidae.
UAUAUAUGGCCUCAUCUAAGCCUAGUGUGCAAUUUAGCAGUGCGCCGCCAGAGAUUAUCCGCUCCCGACAUGAUCUGCGCAGACGCGGCGGUAAUAUGGAGGGAAAAGGAAAUUCCGUGGGGCCGGCGGCGGCGCACGGGGAGAACUAUGAUGGGUUAUCUGCGGAGAAUCGUACCGUGCGGAGGAAGCGGCUGGUGAAGCUGCUGAUUAUCUUUGCCAUACCCGUGAUCGCGGUUUUUACGCAGUGCGGUAUUUUCCUGGAUCGGAUGCUGAGUGUAAACGAACUGGCCGUUAAAACUAACGCCACAAUCCAUUUUCUCCUGGGAAUGGAGCUGGUAAUCAACUGUGUGCAACACCAACGCGAAAUAUCCAGUUUACUAGCCUUAAACCACAGCUGCGCUAGCCCAUCCCUGAAACAAAUUUUACCUUUACCGACGGCGGAAAAUUCUCCCGUAAUUAAUCUGACAGCUUGCUUGCAAAUAUUGGACGUAGAGCCUUACUGGAAAUUUCCCACCGGCACCAAUUAUCACAUGCUGAAUACCUCGUACCGCGAUGUCCUCAUCUGGUACACAGACGAAAUUCUUGGCCAACUAUUCCGGUUAAUUGAUCGUAGAGUGCACUUGCACAACGAUAACAACGGGACCAUGUGGGACUACGUUGUGGCUUAUGAAUUGUUUAUGCGAGUGCGUGAUAACCUCGAAAUCCAAAGGACCCUCUCUACUGCAUUUCUUAUUACCGGCUCCGCAAGACAAUCCGAUUUGAAAUGGUUUAUAGAGAACGGAUCGAUCUGUGAAAUUUUAUUAAACAUUUCCGAACACUACCUGAACGCCUCCCGAUUGUAUCCGCAGCUGUUUCUCCGCUUCCGGGAGGCGCAUCACCGAUGGCACAACGCCAAACAGAACCUGCUGGACGAAAAUAAAAACCGGCUUAAUGGUUCGGGCGGGGGUGGUUUGACAGCGGAAGCGGAAUUCUUUCGAGCCGUGGUACUCGAGUUACAAACCUCGGUUGAAGAUUUUCUAUCAACCACCACAGUUUUGCAACACAGUAUUGGAGAUGAAUUGAAAGGGCUCUCCAGUCUGCAGCGCCACCAAGCCGACGUGGAUAGACUGUUCGGUAUCGGACUGCUGAUCUUCAGCGCCAUCGUGUGCCCUUUAUUGGCCAUCUGGUACCUGCAUUCUGUCAAUGACCUGUCGAUCCUCAUUGAAACCUAUGCAUCCAGCAUGACGCAGAAGGCGGCGGAACUGACGUUCGAACAAAGGAAAACCGAACAUCUUCUGUAUCAGAUGCUGCCGCCCACUGUGGCCGAUGCUCUUAAGCACAACGUUGCCGUGCCGACGGAAGUCUUCGAGAACGUCACAGUUUUCUUCUCUGUUGUGGCGAAUUUCGAGUCGUUCACGAACAUAUGCGAUCCAUUACAGGUCGUGGAUUUCCUUAAUACACUGUAUUUGAUGAUGGACACGGAGAUUGAUCGGUUUGACGUGUACAAGGUAGAAACAAUUGGUGACGAGUACAUGGUGGCCAGUGGUCUGCCGGCGCGCAACGGAGACAAACAUGCGUCGGAAGUAGCCGAUCUGUCGCUGAGGGUUAUGGAAGCCGUUGAGCAGUUGCUGUUGCCGGAUAACGACGCGGAUAUUAAAAAGAUAUCUCUGCGCAUCGGCUUGCAUAGCGGCACAUGUGUGGCGGGAGUCGUCGGAUUAAAAAUGCCACGCUACUGUUUGUUUGGCGACACCGUCAAUACCGCCUCCAGAAUGGAGUCUAAUGGGAAAGAUGGCCAAAUACAUUUGUCGGUAGCUACAAAAGAGUGCCUAGAUGUCUUUGACGCCUACGUGCUUUUGCGGCGCGGAACAAUCUCGGUUAAGGGUAAAGGAUCGAUGGAGACAUUUUGGUUAUUGGGCAAGAAAGGAAUGAAUUUCACCAUAAUCCCGCCGGAUCCCGAUUGAUUACAAAACUAUCAAGCCUACAGGGAAUGUGAUAUAUCUAUGCAAUCAAACUCCAAACUUGUUCUGUGAUAAUACGUUUUCACUUUCGCUCGGGUUAGCUGUUAUUGUCAAACCUGAUCUUGGCAAAGUAAAUGGAAGUCUUUUAUGAAAAUAAUUAAAAUGUAUAAAUGCAAUAAUAUUGUGGGUUUAUGAAAAACCGGAAUAAACAUAAUCAUGUCGUUUGGUGGAUUUUCCUGGUAAUCCUGCUAAUGGUGUUCUUUAGUGACUAUGGUUUCCCGUAACAAGCGCGAGAAGGGCGUUUUUGUAGUCACCGGAAGUUUCGC